Messenger RNA from Salvelinus namaycush (lake trout), 3909 nucleotides. Its product is annotated as astrotactin-1-like. The record is from RefSeq and is a predicted model, not a curated record. Gene Ontology annotation, biological process: neuron cell-cell adhesion; neuron migration. Gene Ontology annotation, molecular function: protein binding. The transcript is spliced from 23 exons. Bases 1 to 3909 code for a protein of 1302 amino acids. NCBI's taxonomy places the organism in Eukaryota, Metazoa, Chordata, Actinopteri, Salmoniformes, Salmonidae.
AUGCCAGGCAUGAUGAUGGAUCUGAGAUUGCUUUUCUCGCUCGCAUGGAUUCUUACCUUCAAAGCUGCUAAUAUUCAAGGUUUGAAUGCCGACGAGGACCAUUCCCAAGAUUUGGAAUGCAAAAUGAAAAGCGUCACCGUGUCUGCGCUGCCGUUUUUGAGAGAAAACGACCUGAGCAUCAUGCAUAGUCCGUCGGCCUCCGAGCCCAAGCUUCUGUUCUCCGUCAGAAAUGAUUUUCCGGGGGAAAUAGUCGUCGUGGACGAUCUAGAAAACACCGAGCUCCCCUUUUUCGUCCUAGAGAUCACAGGAAACUCUGAGGACAUUCCUCUGGUGCGAUGGCGGCAGCAGUGGAUGGAGAACGGCACGCUGCUCUUUCACAUCCACCACCAAGAUGGCAGCCAGAACCUCCCCGGCCUGUCCGCCACAGACUACCCUGCCAGCGACUCUGCCGAGGAAGAGUUACGCAUCCUUCACAUCUCUGUCAUGGGAGGCAUGAUCGCCUUGCUGCUGUCCAUUUUGUGCCUGGUCCUCAUCCUCUACACGCGCAGGCGAUGGUGCAAACGCCGCCGUGUGCCCCAGCCCCAGAAGAGCGCCAGCGCCGAGGCAGCCAAUGAGAUUCACUACAUCCCUUCGGUGCUGAUGGGAGGCCAGGCCAGGGAGAGCCUGAGAAACUCCAGGGGCCAGGGUCACAAUUCCAGUGGCACGCUCAGCAUCCGAGAGACGCCCAUCCUGGAUGGAUACGAGUAUGACAUCACUGACCUGAGACACCACCUGCAGAGAGAGUGCAUGAACGGAGGAGAGGACUUUGCCAGCCAGGUUACACGCACCCUGGACUCCCUUCAGGGCUGCAAUGACAAGGCCAGCAUGGACCUCACACCUGGGGAUGACAAUACAAAGUUGUCCCUAAUGAACAAAUACAAGGACAAUAUCAUAGCCACCAGCCCCAUUGACAGCAAUCACCUGCAGCAGAACACUCUCCUCCCCCACAACACCUCCACCAGUCAACGCAAACAACGUCUGUCCAGCAAAACCCGAGCGGGUUCAACCUUCUUAAACCCGGACGGGGACUCAGGCACGGAGGCCGACAGCGAACCUCAGCUGACCUUUUACACUGACCCCAAUCGCAGCAGGCGCCGCAGCCGAGCAGGUUCCCCACGAAGCCCCAUCAAUAAGACCACCCUGACUUUGAUCAGCGUUGUCAGCUGUGUGAUCGGCCUGGUGUACUCCUCACACCUCUCCUGUGGCCUCAACGUCCGGGUCGUCCUCCAUGUGCCCGAGCACCUCAUCGCAGACGGGUCCAAGUUCAUUUUGCUGCAGGGCAGUCAACUGGAUGCGUCUGACUGGCUGAACCCGGCCCGGGUGUUGCUAUACUACCAGCAGAAUGCCAGCGGGCCUUGGAUCAAUGAGCUGUGUGGCCGUCGCAUUCUGGACCCCUGUGAACACCAGUGUGAUCCAGAGACAGGUGACUGUCUAUGCUUAGAUGGCUACAUGAAGGACCCUGUCCAUAAGCAUCUCUGUAUUCGUAACGAGUGGGGUCCAAAUCAAGGACCUUGGCCGUACACUAUUUUCCAGCGUGGUUUUGAUCUGGUGAUGGGAGAACAACCAUCUGAUCGCAUUUUCAGGUUCACAUACACAUUGGGGGAAGGGAUGUGGUUACCAUUGAGUAAAAGCUUUGUCAUUCCACCUGCUGAGCUGGCAAUCAACCCAUCAGCCAAGUGCAAGACUGAUAUGACUGUCAUGGAAGAUGCUGUGGAUGUGAGAGAAGAGCUGAUGAUCUCCUCAUCGUUUGACAGUCUGGAGGUUUUACUGGACUCGUUUGGCCCGGUGCGUGACUGCUCAAAGGACAACGGUGGUUGUAGCCGAAACUUCCGCUGCAUCUCUGACCGCAAGCUUGAUUCCAGUGGAUGUGUGUGCCCUCCGGGACUGAGCCCUAUGAAGGAUGGCACAGGCUGCUACGACCACCACAUUGGCAUCGACUGCUCUGAUGGCUUCAACGGAGGUUGUGAACAACUGUGCCUCCAGCAGCUCGCCCCCCUGGAGGACGACCCCACCCUCUACAACAUACAGAUGUUCUGCGGCUGUAUUGAGGAUUACAAGAGAGGUCAAGAUGGUCGUUCCUGCCAGCCCUUGUCUGAAGCCUGUACUGAGGGACUGGACUGUGGGGAAACAGCUGACGUCCCAGCCAACCAAACCGUUUUUGGGGACCUCUUCUAUGGCUACAACAACCAUACCAAGGAAAUCAUCUCUGGUCAGAUCCUCAAAGCUACCUUCAGGCAGAAGAACUUUGCCCGAGGCAUCGAGCAGCAGCUCCCAGAUGGCAUGGUGGUGGCAUCAGUGCCAACCGACGUGCAGUGCCACGAAGAGCUGUCAGACCCAGUCCCUGAUCCAGACUAUCUCACAGGAAUGGUGAACUACAGUGAGGUCUCUGGGUACCCACUCAUCCAGCAUUGGAAGCUGAGGUCUGUCCUGUACCAUGUCAAACUGAACCAGUGGGUUCUCUCUCAAGCUUUCAGCUCUGCCAUCCACUCCCUCGAUGGUGCCACCCUCCGCCAUGAUUUUGUCUCCAUCCUCAGGGAGUUUGGUAAUCACUUUGUACAAGAGGCUGUGUAUGGCUUCGAGGAGGCCUGCACUAUCUGGUACCCCAACAAGCAGGUCCAGAGACAGCUGUGGCUGGAGUACCAGGACAUCAGCAAAGGGAAUUCCCCAUCAGAAGAGUCAGAGGAGCGUGACAAGGAGCCCCGAACCCUGACCUACCCAGCGUACAUCGCCAGCCUGCUGGACUCUGGUGCCAAGCGCAUGGCGGCGGGGGUUCGCAUGGACUGCAGCAGCCAGGGCCAGUGCCCGUACUCCUGCCACCUCUGCCACAUGAGCCCUGGGCCUGGGCGUCCAGCCGAGCCUGUCCUGCUCCAGAUCACUAAGGCCGCCCCGCUCUACGAGCUGGUCUCCAACAACCACACCUACCAGGCACUGCAGGAGGCCAUGAUGAGCAUGCUGUGGUGUUCUGGGAAAGGUGAUGUAAUCGAUGACUGGUGCCGUUGUGACUCAAGUGCAUUCGGGACAGAUGGACUGCCAACAUGUGCCCCUCUCCCUCAGCCUAGGCUCAGGUUGUCCCACUCCUAUGAGCCCAGCAGUUCAUUGGUCAUCGUGGAAUGGAAUCACACUGAGCCACCAAUCGGGGUGCGGAUCGUGGAUUACCUCAUUAGCCAGGAGAAAGUGACAGAGAGGACAGACCACUCCAAAAUGGAGACAGAGACAAUGUUGAGCUUUGUGGAUGAUAUCCUGUCUGGGGCCAAGUCUCCAUGUGUGAUGCUUGGGGAUAUCCCUGACCUCCUGACCUCCUCCGUCAGCAUGAUCAUUCGCUGCCUGGAGCCAGACACCACUUACAUGUUUAGGCUCUGGGCAGUGGACAACACAGGCCGUCGCUCCAGCCCAAGUGAGGUCACCAUCAAGACCCCCUGCCCUGCUGUGGAUGAUGUCAAAGCACAAGAGAUUGCAGACAAGAUCUACAACCUGUUCAAUGGUUACACAAGUGGCAAGGAGCAGCAGACGGCCUACAAUACGCUGAUGGAUCUGGGCUCUCCCACCCUGCACCGUGUGCUCUACCACUACAACCAGCGUUAUGAGAGCUUCGGAGAGUUCACCUGGAGAUGCGAGGAUGAACUGGGGCCCAGGAAAGCUGGUCUGAUUCUCUCCCAGCUGGAUGACCUGAGUGGAUGGUGCAGGGGUCUUCUCCAGGAGCCCAAGAUCGGCCUGCGCAGGAUGUCCCUCAAGUAUCUGUCCUGCCGCUACACAGACACCAAGGCCUUUGGUCUCAACUGGGUAGACCUGGGACAGGAUGUGCGAAAGGCCUGCGAUGAACAGAACCUGCCAGUCAUGUACAAUGAUUAUGGGGAGCCCAAAGAACGUUGA